AUGGUGAACUCUCAACAAGACUACAUCAGUGUUACCGUACUCUUCGUUGUGAAUCUUCUCAAUUAUGUAGACCGAUAUACAGUUGCUGGUGUGCUCACUCAAGUUCAAACCUAUUAUAAUAUUUCUGACAGUUUGGGAGGUCUAAUUCAAACUGUUUUCCUCAUUUCCUUCAUGGUAUUCUCUCCAAUUUGUGGAUAUCUUGGAGACCGUUUCAAUAGAAAAUGGAUCAUGAUCGUUGGAGUUGGAAUAUGGCUUGGAGCAGUUCUCGGAUCCAGUUUCGUUCCUGCUAACCAUUUCUGGCUAUUCCUGGUUCUGAGAAGUUUCGUUGGAAUAGGAGAAGCAUCAUACUCCAACGUGGCUCCUUCUCUGAUAUCUGAUAUGUUCAAUGGACAAAAAAGGAGUACUGUAUUUAUGAUAUUCUACUUUGCCAUCCCAGUUGGAAGUGGUCUCGGGUUCAUUGUUGGAUCAAAUGUUGCCACAUUAACUGGACAUUGGCAGUGGGGAAUUCGUGUUUCUGCAAUUGCUGGAUUCAUUGUUAUGAUUGCUUUGGUUCUAUUCACUUAUGAACCAGAAAGAGGAGCUGCUGAUCGAGCAGGUGGAGAGGCCAAGAAUACUGUACUGACUACAAAUACAACAUAUUUCGAAGAUCUUGUCAUUCUUAUGAAGACUCCGACUCUUAUUGCGUGCACAUGGGGUUACACUGCACUUGUCUUUGUCUCGGGAACUCUUUCUUGGUGGGAACCUACAGUAAUCCAACAUUUGACUGCGUGGCAUCAAGGGUUAAAUGAUACAAAAGAGCUUGAUCCUGCUGAUAAGGACAGAGUUGCUCUCUACUUCGGAGCCAUCACAACAGCUGGUGGUCUCAUCGGAGUAAUUUUUGGAUCGAUGCUUUCAAAAUGGCUAGUUACUGGAUAUGGACCAUUCAAAAGAUUUCAAACGGAAAGAGCUCCACCAUUGGUUUCUGGAGCAGGAGCUCUGUUGGCUGCUCCAUUGUUGUUGAUAGGAAUGAUCUUUGGAGACAACAGUUUGGUUCUUCUGUACAUUAUGAUCUUCUUUGGACUCACAUUCCUUUGCUUCAAUUGGGGACUCAAUAUUGAUAUGUUAACUACUGUAAUUCAUCCAAACCGUCGAAGUACCGCAUUUUCAUACUUUGUACUAGUUUCCCAUCUAUUUGGAGAUGCUUCUGGACCAUACCUGAUCGGUUUGAUUUCUGAUUUAAUUCGGCAUGGUUCGACUCUUCCAAAAGACCAAUAUCAUUCUCUGGUCACUGCAACAUACUGUUGUGUUGCUCUUCUUCUUAUCUCGGCUGGUCUUUAUUUCGUUUCUUCUCUCACUUUAAUCAGUGAUCGAAGGAAAUUCAGGAUGGAAAUGGGUCUUGAUGACUCCCAGUCCAAACCAAUUCGUACAUCAACUGAUAGUUUGGAGAGAAUAGGAACAAAUGAUGAAGUCGCCUCUUCCAGAUUAUAA
Molecule: messenger RNA, 1467 nt
Organism: Caenorhabditis remanei
Lineage: Eukaryota; Metazoa; Nematoda; Chromadorea; Rhabditida; Rhabditidae
Exons: 4
Coding region: 1-1467 (488 amino acids)
Biological process (GO): transmembrane transport
Cellular component (GO): membrane
Molecular function (GO): transmembrane transporter activity
Source: RefSeq, a predicted model, not a curated record